ACGUCUGCGUGGAUUCGGGCUGUGACGUGGCACGUUGUUGUACUUCCGUUUCAAAAUGGCGCCCCCCAUACCUCAUUUAGCAGUCCGAGGAUCAGACGGCACAUUUCUAUUGUGUGGACCUCCGAGCUGUCAGGAAAGCUCUGCUUUUCAGAGAGAUGAACGGCAAGGUAAAUACAUGACGUUCAGCAGCGACGGAGCUCUGUUUGGUUGGUGCAAUGGCUCACAGGUCAGUGUGGUCAAGGUUUCCACCGGAGAAUUGGUGAAGUCUUUUGAUUUACCCAAAACCACUGCGCUUGAAUUCUCACCUCUGAAUAAAGUUCUGGCCACCUGGCAGCAUUAUACCAAAACGCAGGAUAACCCUCAGGGAGAGGCAAACCUGCAGCUGCUGGACUUGCAGACCGGUGCCUGCAUCAAAGCAUUCUACCAGAAGAAGGUCACAGGAUGGUGUCCGAGCUGGGCUGACGAUGAAAGUAUUACUGUCAGAAAUGUCAAUAAUGAGCUCCACUUCUUUGAGAACAACAACUUUGAAACGAUCGCCAACAAGCUUCAUCUUCAGAAGGUGUCUGAGUUUGCUUUGUCUCCUGGAUCACAGCCGAGCAAGAUUGCCGUUUAUGUUCCUGGAAGCAAAGGAGCUCCGUCUUUUGUACGGCUAUAUCAGUAUCCCAAUUUCGGAGGUCCGACAUCUGCUCUGGCGAACAAAAGCUUUUUCAAAGCAGAUAAAGUAACCAUGCUGUGGAACAAAAAAGCCUCUGCGGUUCUAGUGACCGCCAGCACAGAGGUUGAUAAAACAGGAGCCUCGUACUACGGAGAACAGACCUUACAUUACGUCGCCACCAAUGGAGAAAGUGCAGUAGUUCAGCUGCCAAAGAACGGCCCCAUUUAUGAUGUAUCCUGGAACCCCAACUCAUCUGAGUUUUGUGUGGUUUAUGGUUUUAUGCCGGCCAAGGCGACUGUCUUCAACCACAAGUGUGAAUCAGUGUUCGACUUCGGCACGGGUCCCCGAAACGCAGCUUUCUACAGCCCCCAGGGUCACAUCCUCGUCCUCGCCGGGUUCGGGAACCUGAGAGGGCAGAUGGAAGUUUGGGACGUGAAGAAAUACAAGCAGGUGUCCAAACCGCAGGCUGAAGACACCACACAUUUCUCCUGGUGUCCUGACGGAGAACACAUAGUGACGUCCACCUGCUCCCCCAGGCUCAGGGUCAGCAACGGAUACAAGAUCUGGCAUUACACCGGCUCUGUGUUGUACAAGCAUGAAACGCCGUCAAAUAAAGAGCUGUGGGAAGUGUUAUGGCAGCCCUUCCCGACUGGAACCUUCCCGGAGAAGCCGGUGAAAUAUCAGGCGACUCCGAGUGAGCUCGGCAGCACUGAAGCCAAACCAGCGCAGGUGUACCGUCCACCUGCUCUCCGCAAUAAACCCCAGACCGCCAGCUCCAAACUACAUGAAGAGGAGCCGCCGCAGAACAUGAAACCUGGUGCUGGAGGAGAGAAGCAGAUGUCUAAAGCUGCUUUGAAAAAUCAGAAAAAAAGAGAAGCAAAGAAAGCAGCUAAACAGGAAAACAAGUCGGAUGAAGCUCCACCUCCAGCAGCAGACUCCGCCCCUGACAGUCAUGUGACUUCCAGCUGCGGAGACCCUGAAACUGACAAAAAGAUCAAGAAUUUAAAAAAGAAACUCAAAGCCAUUGAUGAACUGAAGGAGCAGCAGGCGGCCGGCAAGGUCAUGCAAAAAAAUCAGCUUGAGAAGAUGCAUAAGGAGGCCCAGCUGUUGAAAGAGCUUGAAGACCUUGAAUUAGGAUUGUAAACUCACUUUACAAGUUUUUCACAUUCGGUCAUCACUUUUCAAUCCUUGCUACGUCAUACUGUUAUAAAAAUGUAUUGACUUUUUUUUUUUUUUCACAAACUACUCAUGAUCAAUAAAUAAAAGCCUGUUUUGCUUCUUGGCUAAUAUAAUAAGGACUAAAUUGUCAAAAGCAAUAUUGCUAUGCAAUGUGACGUCCAGCACCAGAGAACAUCCAUGAAAUACGAAAUAAAAAUGUUGAAAUUCAAA
This is a messenger RNA of Carassius auratus (goldfish), 2044 nucleotides long. RefSeq names its product eukaryotic translation initiation factor 2A (gene eif2a). Lineage: Eukaryota; Metazoa; Chordata; Actinopteri; Cypriniformes; Cyprinidae. Gene Ontology annotation, biological process: translational initiation. Gene Ontology annotation, cellular component: cytosolic small ribosomal subunit. Bases 56 to 1798 code for a protein of 580 amino acids. The transcript has 14 exons. Gene Ontology annotation, molecular function: mRNA binding; tRNA binding; ribosome binding. The record is from RefSeq and is a predicted model, not a curated record.